Messenger RNA from Helianthus annuus (common sunflower), 572 nucleotides. Its product is annotated as monothiol glutaredoxin-S4. The record is from RefSeq and is a predicted model, not a curated record. Lineage: Eukaryota; Viridiplantae; Streptophyta; Magnoliopsida; Asterales; Asteraceae. The coding region runs from base 93 to 398 and encodes 101 amino acids. The transcript has a single exon.
UCUCCUCAUGCUCACCUACAUUGUACACAACAAAUAUAUAUCGUCUCUUCUAUCUAUAAUAGUUCGGCACUUCCUAAGUUGAGUGUUUAGAAAUGGACAGAGUGAAAAUUAUGGUUUCUGAGAGGCCUGUGGUCAUCUUUAGUAAAAGUUCUUGCAUCUUGUCCCACACCGUGAAGUCCCUCUUCAAUGACUUGGGUGGGAACCCUACUAUCUAUGAGCUUGAUGAGAUACCAAGAGGCCAUGAAAUUGAGCAGGCACUAUACGGGCAUGGGUGCAGUGCUCUGCCCAUUGUCUUCAUUGGUGGCGAGCUAGUUGGUGGAACUAGUGAGAUAAUGAGUCUUCAACUCAAGAGGGGUUUGAAACCAAUGCUCGUCAGGGCUGGAGCUUUGUGGGUUUGAAGAUAUUAUUAGAUUAAGAUAUAAGCUAGAUAUGAUUUCAUAUGUCAUAUAGUAUAGUUCUUAUUAUUUAUGUUACAAUUAUUAUGUAUUAUUUUGUUUUCUUAAGUUUCGGCAGUUACUUCAACAAGGCUGCCAUGUAUAUAUAUCUUGUAUAUGUCACAAUAUCAGACUACC